AUGGCGUCGAGGAAUUCCGUUACCGGUUUCGCUUUAUUCACUUUUGUUUUCGCCGUCAUUUCAUCUCUCGCCAACGCUCAAGCUCCUGCUCCUGCUCCCACCAGCGAUGGUACAUCGAUAGAUCAAGGGAUUGCGUAUCUGCUAAUGGUGGUGGCGCUAGUGCUGACGUACCUAAUCCAUCCUCUGGAUGCAUCUUCUUCCUACUCCUUCUUCUAA
Microthlaspi erraticum is the source of this 216-nucleotide messenger RNA. Lineage: Eukaryota; Viridiplantae; Streptophyta; Magnoliopsida; Brassicales; Brassicaceae. The record is from the annotation of a GenBank genome assembly.